UUUCCUACCCAGUCGCCGAUGGAUAGCAGCGCCGGUGUUUGCACUGUUUACGAGUCGAGCGCUGGGUCAACUUGGAUUCAUACCGUUAUGUCGCAUAUGUCCUUCCCGGGAGAAGACGCCUCCGGCUCUUUCUACAUGCCCUUCGAGUCCCAGGCAUCCUCUUCUGCGUUCCAGAUGAAUCCGCUCUCGUUGCAUCCGCCGCGCACACCCCGCACCUCUCUAUCUUCUGCGCACCCACAAUCACAUGGAAAUGGUUUCUCCGGCUAUGAAGGCAGUUCUGCGAAGGAGGAGUCGAAUACUAUUGCUGAGGUGGACGAAGAGGAGGACUUGGAGGAGGACUCUGCGCGCUUGAAACUUGCACAAACGCGCGUCUCAAAUGAAGAAGUCUGGCGCGAGAUGUUCUUGACCAGCAACGGGAGGGACAAGGCCUUUAAAUUGAUACAAUAUGGCUUGAAGUUGUACUUGCUGUUCCAUAACUCUGUCGCCUCUACUCAACUGUUGCACCGCUCGAAGCCACCAGCAUGGGAACAGGAGCUGAGGAGCAGGCUAUCCUCCACGGUGGAUGGGCUCUCACGGACAAGAAAAUGCCUGCUGCUAUUCAACUGGCUCGCGCCGUUAACCGCCAUUCUGGCGCGACGGACGGAGUCUAUGUCUAUGGGUGGUGCCUCCAAACCAAAGGCGCCGACGCCAUUCUUGCAUACGCUGAUGCAUGCGCCGCCGCCUGUGUUACUUGAUCUGGUGCACUCAUCUUCUGAUGAUGUGUACACAUUCUCGCUUCUAGGGCUUCUGUCGAAGGAAACGGGGGAAAGAGCGGCUCGAUUCUCUGACUGGUGCUGGCUGCUUGCCACCCUGGUUGGUCUCGUGGAGAAUGGUGUCGAACGCCAGAUGAUCGGAGGCCUGCAGCAUGAAGUGCAUUCGCGCCUGUACGCAGAAUCUAUGGCAAAUCCGGGUAAAUCAAAGCCGCUGUCCUCGGCGACUGCCAAACAGGACGAGAAGGAAAUGGCGCGAUUACAAAAACAAGAUUUCUGGCUCCAGAUCACACGGACAAAGUUGCUCAUGGAUCUGAUAUUCGUUUCCUACGAUGUCUUUAGACUUCAACGGUGGCGGGACACUGUGAAGACUUGUGCUGGCCUGACAUCAGGCAUGUUGAGUGCCUGGAAACUGUACGAUCGCCACCAGCGAACGCUUUUGAAAGCCGCAACGACUCUUGCAGCCUAACCUUAUUGCUACUGUUCCAUUGACUGUCCGCAUUCGAUUCUAACUCCUGGUUCGUUUACCCGUAGAUUACUUAGGCUAUUUGGUGUUCAUUCUACUCCCCGACCGGUGCUCGGGCUUGCCGCGGAGCUGUCCACCGACUCGUAUUAAGGUUGUCGCACUGACGAGCCGAGCGACGAUGUGUAAUUGGCUGGCCUGCUCACGCCCAGUUCUG
Mycena citricolor is the source of this 1429-nucleotide messenger RNA. NCBI's taxonomy places the organism in Eukaryota, Fungi, Basidiomycota, Agaricomycetes, Agaricales, Mycenaceae. The record is from the annotation of a GenBank genome assembly.